AUGAGUGAUGACGAGGAUGAACACCGUGUCGUACAAGAUCAACCCUAUGAUGAAUCGAUGGACGUUGGCGAUGGAGAAGACGUAGCUAGUAUGUAUACACCUUUACCAAGCAAUCGAAAACCUCCAGCACCUGAUACGCAUUUGAACACAGGAAUGGGUCAGUUUUCUCGAGAACCGCCUAUUGUUCGUCGUCAACAAGGUGAUACUCCUGAUGCUAGUCCUCGACAAGAUAAUGAUGAUACACAAGAUGAAACUGAUUCGGAUCCGCCAUCAUCACAAAUGUCAAAUGGUGCUAGUCGACAGAAAGAAUAUAAAUCAUCAGAUGCUAACGCUUAUGAUCCUAAAAUGUAUCAUGAUUUGCCUGUUUCGGAGGAAGUCAAAGAUAUAUUUAAAUAUAUUGAAAAAUAUCAACCACAAGAUAUUCCACUAGAAACAAAAUUAAAACCAUUUAUUCCAGAUUUUGUUCCAUCGAUUGGAGAUAUUGAUGCUUUUCUUAAAGUACCAAGACCUGAUGAGAAAGAAGAUUUUCUAGGUCUGAUUGUUGUCGAUGAACCAUCAUCAAAGCAAAGUGAUCCGCAUGUACUUAGUUUACAGAUGCGAUACACAUCAAAACAACCGAUCGCUAGUAGUUUAUUAACGAAUAUAAGAAAUGUAUCAAAUGCUGAUAGAAAUCCUAAAGCUAUUGAAGAAUGGAUUCAUAAUAUAAGUAAACUUCAAAAAGCUAAAACUGUUGAUACUGUUCAAUAUAAAAAACCGAUGCCAGAUAUUGAUGGUUUGAUGCAAGAAUGGCCUACACAAUUUGAAGAACUCCUUAAAGAGACUUCAGUACCGUCAGCUGAUAUCGAUGCAGAUUUAGCAACUUAUACAGAUAUUGCAUGUUCACUUCUUGAUAUUCCUGUAUAUGAAUCUCGUGUUCAGUCAUUGCAUGCUUUGUUUACACUUUAUCUUGGAUUCAAAAAUUCAGAACAUUUCAAAGCUAUGAUGGAUGCAUCUGAAACACCUUUUCGUCGUGGUGGAAAUAAUACAGGAGCUGAUCAAAUGAUUAUAGAUUAA
Molecule: messenger RNA, 1053 nt
Organism: Rotaria socialis
Lineage: Eukaryota; Metazoa; Rotifera; Eurotatoria; Philodinida; Philodinidae
Source: the annotation of a GenBank genome assembly